This is a messenger RNA of Pyrus x bretschneideri (Chinese white pear), 1417 nucleotides long. Its product is annotated as eukaryotic translation initiation factor 2 subunit alpha homolog. Gene Ontology annotation, cellular component: eukaryotic 48S preinitiation complex; multi-eIF complex; eukaryotic translation initiation factor 2B complex. The transcript is spliced from 7 exons. The coding region runs from base 186 to 1217 and encodes 343 amino acids. The record is from RefSeq and is a predicted model, not a curated record. NCBI's taxonomy places the organism in Eukaryota, Viridiplantae, Streptophyta, Magnoliopsida, Rosales, Rosaceae. Gene Ontology annotation, molecular function: ribosome binding; RNA binding; translation initiation factor activity.
UAAAAAAUAAAAAAAAAAUGCGUUUCCGGUACCGAAGUUGAGUUGCUACUAUCACAGCUUAGCUAUCCGUCUCUGCUCAAAAACCCUAACCCUCUUUGCUCCGGCGCGCCAAGCAAAUCAGAAACUCUUUCUCUCUAGAAACACGAACCCUAGGCGUUGCAAUCCACCGGGAAGCAGCAGCAACUAUGGCUUCCCACACGCCGAACCUAGAGUGCCGGAUGUACGAAGCGCGGUACCCGGAUGUUGACAUGGCGGUGAUGAUCCAGGUGAAGAACAUCGCCGACAUGGGCGCCUACGUCUCUCUCCUCGAGUACAACAACAUCGAGGGCAUGAUUCUCUUCUCCGAGCUCUCCCGCCGCCGGAUUCGGAGUGUCAGCAGCCUCAUCAAGGUUGGACGCAUCGAGCCCGUCAUGGUCCUCAGGGUCGACAAGGAGAAGGGCUACAUCGAUUUGAGCAAGCGGAGGGUUUCAGAGGAGGAUAUUCAGGCCUGCGAGGAGAGGUACAACAAGAGCAAGCUCGUCCACUCCAUCAUGCGCCACGUCGCCGAGACUUUGGGGAUUGAUUUGGAGGACUUGUAUGUCAAUAUUGGCUGGCCGUUAUACCGGAAGUAUGGUCAUGCUUUUGAGGCUUUCAAAAUAGUUGUGACUGAUCCUGAUUCAGUUCUUAGCACCCUCACAUGUGAGGUCAAGGAGGCUGGCCCUGAUGGACAGGAGGUCACUAAGGUUGUUCCUGCUGUGUCAGAGGAAGUUAAAGAAUCUCUGGUGAAGAAUAUUAGGAGAAGAAUGACCCCACAACCAUUGAAGAUCCGUGCUGAUAUUGAAAUGAAAUGCUUCCAAUUUGAUGGUGUUCUUCACAUUAAGGAUGCCAUGAGGAAAGCAGAAGCUGCGGGUAAUAAUGACUGUCCUGUGAAAAUUAAACUGGUUGCUCCUCCACUUUAUGUUCUUACCACGCAGACUCUUGAUAAGGAGCAAGGGAUAUCAGUUCUGAGCAAUGCAAUUGUAGCGUGCACGCAAGAAAUUGAACAUCACAAGGGGAAACUAGCAGUGAAGGAAGCACCCAGAGUGGUGAGUGAACGGGAUGAUAAACUACUUGCCGAGCACAUGAUUAAGCUUCGCCAGGAGAAUGAGGAGGUUAGUGGUGAUGAAGGUAGCGAGGAGGAAGAAGACACCGGAAUGGGAGAAGUUAACGUUGACGCAGGUCCCGGCAUAGUAGAUUGAGAAAAAAUGUGGAUUAGAGAUGGUGGCAUAACAGUUUCCAUCAAGCAAGUUCGUUUUUUGAUUAUUUUGUACUCUAGCUUUAUUAACAUUUGUAUAAAACCGAUUUCGACGUAUUGUAUCAUUCAGGUAUUUCGGCAAUUUACCAAACUGAGCCGAAUUUUUGGUGGAGGAAUGCAGAUACAUGACACCUUUAAUUUUUA